GUUCAUGUCAAGCUAGAGACGGCUAGCUCAUUGUAAACAUCCAGAAACGCCACAUUAAGAGCCCAGGGAAAACAGAUAAAGAAACCCGGCUUUUAUAAUUACUUUUCAGAUUUGCCAAGGAUGACUCGAGGAUUCAUAAGGACAUGUUCUAUUUGACGGCCACUGGCUGAUCGCUCGUCGUCCUGUUCGGUCGCCAUGGAAACACAGCUAACACAAGUUGACCAGUCGAGACAAACCAGUGACAUACCAGUUAGAUGACGAAACUGUUUUAAAUUGAUCGAGGUCUCUAGUUCGCAUUAGCUAUUGGUCUUCAUCGUCGUAUAUUAUAGCAUAAAGACUAGUUGAAGAAAAUAUUUCUACUCAACUGCCGUCAGCUAUGUUUUAAUAGUUGAGGUAUUUCAGGAUGAACAUCCUAAUCGCCGACCUCCUCAAAUAACCAAAUAACCGCUGAAAAUUAAGAUCCCGUUUACAUGAGAUUAAAAUGAAAAGAUGGGGUCAGACGCGCAAACGAUCACCAACAGGUGUAUCCAAAUGUCCGAAGAACCUCCAGAGCAAAGCUGUGUCGCCCAACGCCAUCUCAUGGUCGGACACUGAGGAUGGAGAUCUUAGAGAUGAUCCCAGUGAUGAUGACAAAAGAAAAUACAAGGGAACUCGAUACAUCACUGAAGAUCUGAUCAGGCGAUUGACUAAAUGUGACAAUUUUGCUCUGGUGCGGACUCUGGAUCUGUCUACAUCUACGAGUAGUGACAAACAAUUUAGGUAUAUUGAAAACUUGGACAAGUGUGAUCACCUGCAGGUUCUUAAUCUCAGUAACAACAGGAUCGAGAAAAUUGAGAAACUCGAGAAGCUUUGCAAAUUACGGGAACUUCACCUUUCCAAUAAUAGGAUACUAAAAAUUGAAGGGCUAGAGCACAUGACAAGUCUUCAGGUUCUGAAUCUGGCCUUUAACAACAUUGAACAUCUACCGGUGUGGCUGGCAAAGAAGCUCAGAUCACUUCAGACCAUAAACCUCAAGAAGAACAAGAUAUUCUCGCUUCAUGAGGUGACUAAACUGAAGCCGCUGAAGAACCUGACGAGUCUGACAUUAGCAGAGAACCCUGUUUCCAGUCUGCCCCACUACCACCUCUUUCUGAUCUUUCAUCUGAGGUCACUAGAGAUAUUGGAUGGACAGCCAGUUAGUCUUCAGGAAAGAGAGGAAGCACAUCAACGCUUUCACAUGGAGGAGGUGGAGCGUUUGGAGCAAGAGCUUGUUGUGAGAGCUGAAGAGUUUUCAAGACUGCAGAGAGAGCAGGCUGCAGCACUGGAAGAACUGGAGCGGCAGGAAACAGUCAACCAAAGCCUGAGGCAGCAGAAUCAGAAGCAACAGCACUCCCAUGAGCAACUUAGAAGAGAACUGGACACUAAAUCUGAACUACCAAUUCCCUAUUCAGCUCUCUCUUCUUACUACACACUGUUCUCAGCUGCUCUAAAGCUGAAGCAGAAAACAGUGGAGUUGACCCAGGCCUGUCAGAAGCACUAUGAGUUGGAACAGGAGUUAGCCUUUCACAAAAUAGAUGCCAAGUUUGAUCCUCUUCCGUUCUGUCCAGACCCUGAGGUGAAAAUAGAGAACAUUUCUAGUGAGAGUCCCUACAUAGGAAAGUCUCGUCAGAAAAGGAGCGUCACGUUCACAUCAGAGACCAUGGAUGCACAAGACCAACAGCAGACACUCUCAGUGGAUCUGACAGAGGUAGAUGACCCAACAAAAGAUGACAUGUCCAGACAUGCCCAACUCAGAGCUGAGCAGCGAUUGCAGCAAUUACAUAAAGAAAUCGAGGACAAAGAACAGCAAAUCCUCCGAGCCAGUGAAGAACUCCGACAGCUAGAGGAGGCAGUUUCUCAAAGAUGGAUCUGUGAAGCGGAGAAGGAUCAGCUAAGGCAGGAGCUUCAGAGGAGGAUACAGAAGUUGGGAGAGCAGAGAGGAGAGAUGAAGGCCCUGGAGAGACAACUGGACAGGCAGAGUGCAGAGAGAAAUCAAGCCCAGGAUGAAAUGGACCAGCUGCAGAGUCUGCUGCACAGCCUGGAUCCCAGUGACCCCAGACAUGCUCAUGUGAAGGCCAAGUUGUCCAGGAAGACGCAGUUGCUGGCCAUCAUGAGCAGAAAGCACCAAGAGUUGGAGAGCAGGCUGGAUGAUAUGAUUACACGCAUCUACAAGGAGACGCAAGAGAUCAAAGAACUGGAGCAACAACUUACUGAUGGUCAGAUAGCUGCUAAUGAAGCACUCAAGCAUGAUCUGGAGGGCAUCAUCUCAGGUCUCCAGGAGUAUCUACAGGGGGUUAAGGACCAAGCAAGAAGAGCCCAGUCAGACUGUAGUCGUCUACAGAAGGAGAAUGAUGCUCUGCAGCGACUUCUACAUGAGAAAGAGCUGCUAUGCACGCAGCUGGAGAAAGAAGCUCUGAGUGCUGAAAGGGGCCAGGAGGAACUGCAGCAUCAGCAGCGGGAGUUGGAGGAUCUGAGGAGGGAGAAUGAGGAGCUGAGGCAGGCUCAUGGGCAGGCCAGCGAAUAUGAAGCAGAGCUGGAGACACAGCUGCAGGAGAGAGACACUGAAGCUACACAGCUGAAGGAGGAGCUGGGAAGACUGCAUCAACUUAGUCAGAUGGAGCACUCUGCUCUGCAGGCAGAGCUGCAGAAGGAAAGGAAGGCUAAAGAAAACGCUUUGGCACAGAUGCACAUGGCUGCUGACAGAGAGCUAGAGAACACGGAGCUGCUGCAACAGGUCAAAAUCCUCCAGGAGGAAAGAGACUCCCUUAAAGAGAAGGUAGAUGCUCUUCAGAGCUAUAUGGAGCAGGAAAGGAGCAAGUUCCUUUGCCCAGAGCGUGUGGCUAAACAUUUAGAAGAGCUGAGAAGAGGCAUAGCUACAGGACAAGAUGGACUAAGCUUUGAAGACCUUGGUGAAGCUGCGAAUAAGAGUGUCAUGGAGCUGCAAAAGGAGCUUCAUCGUGUGGUAUCUGCUGCUAGGGUAGAAAGAGACGAGGCCCAGCGCGUUCAGGACAGACUCACUGGAGAGAUGAGGUCCCUCAGAGAGAGACUCAGGAAGUACCAAGAGAGAUUCCAGGUGGAACAGACUAGGCAGUCAGCAGAGAGGCGAGAUGAGGAGGCGGAGCUCCACAGAUUGAGGGAGGAGCUAGAGGACGCUCAUGAGCAGCAGUACUUAAUGCUGCAGCAUCUGGAGGAGACCGAAAUCGAAAGGGAUCGCCUGCUUGCUGAAUUAGAGGAACAGGAUAAACAGAUGAAGGCUGAGGAGACCCAGACUCAGGAACAGAUAGAGUCUCUCAAACUUGAGUUGGAGGUGCUCAGGAAAUCUUUCUCCACUGCUGACAGAAUGGCUGCUGUACAACUGAAUGCAGCAAAAGAAAAACUUCACUCUCUUCACAGUACUGUAGAGAAAAUACAUCUGGAGAGAGCAGUGAAUGCAGAGGAGUUGGAGAGCUCCAGGAACCAGGCAGCUCAAGCCAUUCAGGAUCUGGCUUAUGCUGAAGCAGAGAUCCAAGUUCUUCAGAAGCUUUUGAGCGAAAAAGUUCGUGAGACUGAUGGGCAUUCCCACAGUGUCCCAAACUCUAGCAUUCAACAGCAAGAACUGGACAGAUUAAACCAAACCCUGAAAAGACAACAGGCUCAGUCCAAACGCCUUAGAGAUCAACUAGCUCAAGUCAAAGAAGUUAACAAUGGCAAUCUGGAAGAGCUGUUGGAAGAGAUUGGAGCCCUGAGGGAGACUCUGAUGCAACAGAAUAACUACCUGUCCAGUUUAGGAGAUCCCAUGCCAAACACAGGAUAUUGGUACUAUGUACCACCUACUCAAAAUGUCCCUAGUCUGGGAUCUCAAGGCACACAAGACUCAGGAUUGGGCUCUGUACAUCCUCAUUCCCCUGAGAGAGGCCAGCAGUCCAGCCAUAGAGCACACAGGGAGAGAAGACCUCCUGUUAAUGGAGGAUACUGGGUCUUCUCUCCCCAUUCACACACUCAUGGAAGAAGAGAUGCUCAGAUGUGCCGAGACAGUGGAAGAGAGAGUGAUAUGGAGGGUGUGUCUGGACCACACUUCACUCCUCUCUCAGGCUCUGCAGCCUUUACUCUUCCCGAUGGGACUGCUCUUCCUCCAGGCUCAAUUAUCUACAGUCACCCUGUGCCUGGCCUUCCCAUUGGCUCAAGUACAGUCCUCUGUGGGCCGCCCCCUGAUGGAGCCAGGCUGGUGUACGGCCCCCCUCCCAGCAAUCUUACUAUACCCCUGGUGCCCAAUGGGACACUGCAUUGUAAUGUGCCUGGACAUCAGGACUUGGAGCAAAAUCUAAAGCAAGCAGAGCACAAGCUGAAAGAGAAGUAUGCUGGCAGAGUCUACAGUGAGAAAGAGCAGCUCACACUGCUGGAAAAGACAGCAGAGCUACAGCAGGAAAUCAAACACCUGCGCAGGACUGUCCACAGGCUAAAGCGCCACAUGAGUUUGCAAAAAAGCUCCAUCUCUCAUGCGGACGAUGAGCAGUGUGUGUUGGGAGAGGUGGAGUGUGUGGAGAAGACGCUUUUGAAGCGCAGAGCAGAGCUCAGAGAGGCUGACAGCCUGCUGUUAGAAGCCGAGACGGAGCUCAAAGACACUAGAGCCAAGACUAAAGAGAGCAUGCAGCACUACAAUGAGGCCAGGAGGCGAGUAGGAGAAACGGAGCGAGAGCUGAUGGAGAUGGAACAGAGAGCUCAAGACAGUGCCAAACAGCUGGUGCACACCAAACAAGAGCUCAGGAAUCUUCAAGAGGAAGUUAUGGAGCUGCAGAAAAAGAAACAGGACCAAGAACAAACUCUACACGAAGUAAAAGAGGUACUAGCAUGUCAAGAUGCAAAGUUUCAAGAAGUCAACAGAAAGCUAGAAAGAGCGACUGACAGACUGGAGGUUGUUCAGAAGGACCUCAAAGAGACCCAGAGCCUUGAGGCGAAACUCUUGCAAAGCUGCAGAGAGACGGAGAACAGCCUAACACAACGGCAAACAGAAUUGGACAAAAUCAGCACUCAGGUUGUGAUGCAGCAGGAGGAACUGUCUUUGCUGGACAGAAAGCUGGGACAGUGGAAACAGGAGGAGGAGGUGCUAAGGGUUAGUGUGGAGCAGCACAGGCAGGGCCUGCUAGAUGUACUUAGACAGGGAGAGGAGGACGUGCACAGCUUGCACCAGCGCAUUCAGGAGCUCCGUGUGGAUGUGCAGUCCUUGGCUGUGCAGAAGGGAGAGCUUGACUCUGAGUUGUCUGAGAGGAAGGGCAGACUGGCUCAGUAUAAGAGAGAUCAGCAACAAGAGGAGGAAACUCUACAGAACAUCCGUUCAGCCGUCAACAAACACAAAGCAGAGCUGAAGCACGUGUUAGAAAUGGUCCAGUUGGAGACUGGCGAACUAGAGGGGGUGCAGAUUCAGCAUAACCAGAAACUGAACCAACUGGAGAAGAGCCAGGAAACUCUACUACAAGUGCGUGUUGAACUUCAGCGUGUCCAGCAAGAGUUGCAGGAGCAGUGUGGAGAGGCUGAAAGACAGUUGAACCUGCUGGAGGAAGAGAGAGCAGAGCUGCAAUCACUACAACAGAAGAGCCUCAAUCUGCAACAGCAAACAGAUGCAGCAGUUAGAGAGAGGAGCAGCCUUCAGGAACAGUGCAGAAACCUGGAGGCCAGACGUAUACAUGCUCAGAGGUGUUUGGAGGCAUCAGAGAAGGCAGCGAGGGCAGCAGAAACAGAGCUGCUCAGACUGCAGGAAGAGCAUGACAAACUCAAACAGGACCAGAAACACGCACAAGACCUCCGACAGGAGAUCAGCAGAGACGCUGCAGCCACACGACAGCAGCUAGAGGAUGAGUUGAACAGACUCAAGAAGCAGCUGGCGGAAUCUCAGACUCAGUUAGAUGAGAUCAGAGAGGAGGUGAAGGUUGCGAGGUGCCAGCGAGAUGAGCUCGUCAAGCAGCAGAAGGAACAAAAGGCUGAACUGCAGGAGAGAGAGGAGAAGAUCAGGAGAAGACAACAGAAACUGGACAAACUGGGGCAGCAGCUGCAGGAGUUAAAGGCAGAUGUUGCUGAGAAACAGACUCAGCUAGAAGAACAUGAAAAGCUGGUCAGAGUUCAGCAGCAGCUGAAUAUUGAUCUGGAGCAGCAGCAGAUGCUGAAGCAGCAGAAGCUGCAGGCAGCAGAUAGAGCUCUGGCCCUGAGUCUGGACAGGAUGGAGCAACUCACAGCUGCAGCAGCAGAAAUGGACAUGAAGAGUGACACUCUGCAGAGGGAGCAUAAUCAGUGCACUGUGCUUCAAGAGCAGCUGGCUAAGCUGGAGCAGGAGCUGUGUGAGCAGGACAUCAGGCUCCAGGCUGCUGUAGAGGAGACCCAUCAUCUGCAGGAGGCUCUGCUGUCUAAGAGGACCAGAUCUGAGGGACAUCUGGAGGCCCUGAGGAGCCAAACCCUCACAGACAGAGAGGAAGUUGAGAAGGAGUGUGCACGGCUCCAAAGGGGACUGCUAACUGUGGAAAAAGCAGCUCGAGAAAACCAUAAACAAGCCAGAUGGCUGCAGGAGCAGCUCAGCACCAUUUCCAAAGAGCUGCUCUGCCUCAAGGACACGAUGCAGAUCCAAGAGAACAGCAGGGCUCAGCUAUGUGAGAUUAAGGACACCAUGCACUCUUUGAGGUCACAGGUGAGAGUAGAGCUGGACAGUGGGGUGAGGGAGCUCGAGGCACCCUCUAGCAGCGCCUCUGACACAGACAGCCUGAAAGAAAAUCAUCCCUGUGUUACACUCGCCUUGGGGAAACCAGUCUUCAACACUAAGGAUGAGCAGUGGAGAGGGGAAGCGCUUAGAGAGAGACUGAGGCAGCAUGAGGAUCACUUGAAGGUUCAGCUGCGCAGGCGCAUGUUCUCCCAACAGGAAGCUCUAAGUCAGCGCAGACUGCAGACUGAAGGCAGCAUUCAGGGUCUGCGCAGACAUGUCGACAAGUUGGACCAGCUCCUUGGCAACUCUACCAAAGACGACUCAUAUUUGAUUGACAAGGAACCCACAAGAUUGACUUCCUACUCCCUUCAAAGCCAUUAAACAGACUCUGUGGGUCAUAUUGGAGGCUAGAUAAUCUCAGCCUUCUUUGAACCAAUAAAGUUGGUUGGACCAAUCAGCACUUUCCAUAUACAAAUGAAGAAACUGAAACUUGAGGUUAAGAAAGUGAAGAUUAUCUAGCUGCCUUAGUGUAGUUCUGUUGCUGUAGAUAUAAAACCAUUUACACAAAUUUUUUUAUUUAAAUUAUUACACUAACACUGUGAUGUGCCUUUUCAACAUAUACGUGUGCUACAGAAGACAGCUGCCUUGAAAAUAUUUCAUGUAAAACAGCUGCACUAGUGAAGGUUUCAGGUUUUACCAUGUGGUCACUCCUUUGCACUUUCACUUAUUUAAUACUCUUGUUGUUGACUAAAAAACAGGCAGUGCUCUGACAUGGAUAACUGCAUAUUUAUAUUUUUACAUGAUUAUAAAAAAUGACCUUGUAUUCAAAGCCAAAGUAUGCAGAGUAUUUAUUACAGCACUUAUCUUUAUGUACAAUUUGUCUUAAAUCAAAUACAACUUCAAUUGAAGUGCAAUACUACGAAAAUGUUCCAAGAUGAUAUCAUUAUUGCUGAUAUACAGUGCAAUCAGUUGUGUAUGUGGACAAAAACACAAUCUAUAGUAUUGUCUUUAUUAACAUAAUUACAAACAAAUGUCACUUACAGAAGACAUACUUGAGUUCAAGAGCAGGUUAAAGAUGUGAAAAAAGCAAGAAAGUAGGAGCAAAUUAAAACAUGGAUUUUCAGUUUACAAAACAACCACUUUUAAAAUCUACCAUAAUACACAAAUUUAAUAGAAAAAAAUAUUUGUAGUGGGUUUUUUUUUUUUUUUUACCUGUUCAUU
This is a messenger RNA of Myxocyprinus asiaticus (Chinese sucker), 7903 nucleotides long. RefSeq names its product centriolin (gene cntrl). Gene Ontology annotation, cellular component: Golgi apparatus. Gene Ontology annotation, biological process: Golgi organization; endoplasmic reticulum to Golgi vesicle-mediated transport. Gene Ontology annotation, molecular function: small GTPase binding. The transcript is spliced from 42 exons. Bases 482 to 7063 code for a protein of 2193 amino acids. The record is from RefSeq and is a predicted model, not a curated record. NCBI's taxonomy places the organism in Eukaryota, Metazoa, Chordata, Actinopteri, Cypriniformes, Catostomidae.